UCUGGUUAUUGCCCCUUGACCCAUCCACCAUCUUGAAUUUUCCGCGUAAAGCUUGCUGGGAAGUUUCGUCGUCGAUUCAACAUGCCGGCCGUUAGUGGUUCGUAUUCUUCUACAAAAGAAGACCCUAGAAGGCCUAAUAAGAUCUUCCGUUACAAGCCAGUGACUAUCAAGCCUACAGAUGAUCCAACAGCAGAGUAUAUGAACAUUCUAGGGAUGAUAUUCAGUAUGUGUGGGCUUUUGAUGAAGCUUAAAUGGGCAGCAUGGGCAGCUGUAUACUGUUCAUUUAUUAUGUUUUCCAACUCACGCUCAUCAGAAGAUACCAAGCAGAUGUUUAGCAGUUUUUUAUUAUCUGUAUCAGCUGUUGUGAUGUCAUAUCUACAAAAUCCUCAACCAAUGGCUUCAACAUGGUAGCAGAGAAGUCAUUUUUUUUUUUAACUCAUCCAGUGGAGUUGACAGCCUGUGUUUUAGCCUCAUCCAGAUCAGGAAUGACUUAUUUGUCAUAUCUUAACAGCAAACCAAAGAUAUUUUAAAGCAAGUGUCACUUCAGAAAACAUCUAAGUAAUGAUGUAAUAGGACCCAAAGCAUGUACAUUUAAUUCUUUGACUGGCCAAGAAUGAAGGUCAGUUGAUUUCAGGUCUGUGCACUGUAAACUUCUUGAUGCAAUCUAUACCUUUUGUCCCUUAAGUUCCUCUGUUAACCCCUUAACUCCCAGAUCAACAUGUAAACUCUCCCUAUAAUAUCCAUACAUUAUCAAGCAAACAGGUAAUGAGAAUACUCAAACUUAUCAAAUGGAAGUGAUAUUGAUCCAACACGAAAAUCUUGUAACUAACUAAAAAGGAAAUUUGUAGGAACUAGAGAGGAGAAUUUACAAUCAGAUCUCUCAAGUUAAAGUGUUAAAGUGACUUUCAAAUAAGGAGGUACUGUGUAGGAUGUACAGAAAAAGAUAGAGUUUAGCUUCUUAGUCUAAAACUUUCUUUGAAGAGAUUGGUAUUUCAUUCUGUUGUCAAUAAAUUUCUUUUCAGAAACGUGACUUGACAUGAUUUCUCUUUCCACAUUGCAUACAUGAAAAGAAUAUCAUUGUUCUUAAAGGUCUAGCAUAUGUUUCAGACUAAAUAUUUCAUUUUUAUUUUGUCUGAAUAACUGAUGGAAAUGGUUUAUACCAGCAAUGAUUUCUAUAAACGUUAAAUCGAGGCCACUCUAUUUAAUGAUUAUCGUAAUUUCUCUUGGCCAAUUCAUCAUUUUUGUUUACUUACCAAUUACGUGAAAAGCUUUAACACGUGGACUUAUAUAGAUGAUGUAAGGGGCCUUUUUUCAGUAGCUCUAGUUCAGCUUUACAGAGCUAGCAUACAGGUUUUCAGUAAAUUAAACUAAGUCACCUUUGGUCACUAAGAGUGCAAGCGAGAACCGCUGUUUUACGUACGAUUAUCGUAAAUAAAUUAUCGUUAAUCACA
Messenger RNA from Stylophora pistillata, 1451 nucleotides. RefSeq names its product PAT complex subunit Asterix. NCBI's taxonomy places the organism in Eukaryota, Metazoa, Cnidaria, Anthozoa, Scleractinia, Pocilloporidae. Gene Ontology annotation, cellular component: endoplasmic reticulum membrane. The record is from RefSeq and is a predicted model, not a curated record. Gene Ontology annotation, molecular function: protein folding chaperone. Gene Ontology annotation, biological process: protein insertion into ER membrane.